AUGGCUUACAACCAGUACAACUACGGCCAGCAGCAGCAGCAACCGUACGGUCAGCAGCAACAGUACGGUCAACAGCAAGGAUACCCUCCCCAGCAAGCUGCUCCUCCCCCACCCCCAGCAGCCCCUGCUCAAACCCCCGAGGCCACCCUCAGGCACUGGUUCAACUUGGUCGACAGCGACCACUCUGGCCAGCUUAGCACUGAGGAGUUGCAGAAGGCUCUCAUCAACGGUGACUGGAGCCCCUUCAACCUCGAGACUGUCCGCUUGAUGAUGAACAUGUUCGACGCCGACAACUCGGGUUUGAUUACAUUCCCCGAGUUUGCUGGAUUGUGGAAGUACAUUGAGGACUGGCGCACUUGCUUCCAGGCAUUCGACAAGGACAAGAGCGGCUUCAUUGACUUUAAUGAGCUCAAGACAGCCAUGCACUCGUUCGGCUACAACCUCUCGGACCCUUUCCUCCGCCUCAUCAUCAAGAAAUACGACAAGCGAGGCAAAAAUGCUUCAGGAACCGGCGAUGUUUCGUUUGACAACUUUGUCCAGAUUGCCGUCACCGUCAAGUCCUUGACCGACAGCUUCCAGCGCAUCGACGCUGACCGCAGGGGUUUUGCCACCAUCUCCUAUGAGCAGGUACCGUUUAUUUACGAUUAA
Linnemannia hyalina is the source of this 648-nucleotide messenger RNA. The record is from the annotation of a GenBank genome assembly. NCBI's taxonomy places the organism in Eukaryota, Fungi, Mortierellomycota, Mortierellomycetes, Mortierellales, Mortierellaceae.